CGGCCCGGCUAGCGCGCUGCUCGCCAGCCUAGGUCUCUGCUGCUCCAGGGGCGGGUGGGGUGGGCUGAGCUGGAGCCCGAUCCUUGGCCGCCGCCUUCGCCGCCGCCGAGGAGAGGCCGAACCCAGAGCCGGUGCGGGUUCCAGAGAAAGCGAGGGAGCCAAGCAGUCGGUCCUCGUCCGGGUCCAAGCUAGGGUCUCCUCCUCCGCAGAGCGCGCGGCUAUGUGAGCCAUGAGCGCGACAUGGACGCUGUCGCCGGAGCCGCUGCCGCCGUCGACAGGGCCCCCGGUGGGCGCAGGCCUGGACGCAGAGCAGCGCACGGUGUUCGCCUUCGUCCUCUGCCUGCUGGUGGUGCUGGUGCUGCUGAUGGUGCGCUGCGUGCGCAUCCUGCUCGACCCCUACAGCCGUAUGCCUGCCUCGUCUUGGACGGACCACAAGGAGGCGCUCGAGCGCGGGCAGUUCGACUACGCGCUGGUGUGAGGGGCGCGGCGCCCGGGUCCGGGCCUCCCCGGGGUCCUCAGAAGGCCAGUCCGGCCCGAGGCGCCGCUGGGCCCAGAUUGCGCUCAGGAUCCCGCCCCGGAUUCCCCAGCCUGGCGGUGAUGGUUGGGUAUUAGGAGAAGCUCCGCCCCUUCCCAUUUCGACCCCUGGCAUUCCCCUAUCCUGAUCUGGCUCCAGCCCCACCUCGUGCCUUUAUCCAUCCUGCCCCUUUUCUCUCUGCACAACUCACCUGCCUGGCUUGGUCCCCCGACUGGGAAUCCUGAGUGGGAAGAGGAACCCCUGCGCCACCCCUCCCCAGCGUAUGAGUUGUUCUGCUAUUGUCUGUUCCUGGGAGUGGGAACUCCUUCGUUCCCCAGCCCCCUGUCAUUUGGCCUUUGUCAAUUCACCUUGAUCAAGUGAGUGUUGAGCCUGUCCUUGGGCUUCAGCCCUGUGGGGCAGGCUCUCCUGAGCCCACGGAGCAGACGCUGCAUACCAAUAUGCCCUGCACAGCCUGUCCCAGAGCCGGAGCCCGAAGACCUGCUGUGGCUGGUGUGUCCAGGAUGCGUGGCGCCUUCCGUGGGGGGAGAGUGUGGGCAGGCUUCUUCCCGUCCCCAGCCCUGGCCCCAGCACAGGUCAGCACACCCUCCCUCGGUGCCCACCUCCACCCCUCCUCUGCCCCCCCGUCCCCUCUCCCUGACUCCCCUGCCAUGCCCCCUACUCCCCUGCCAUGCCUUUUCACGCCUCCCUGCCUCUGAGCCGAUGAUGAUGAUGAUGAUGAUGAUGAUAAUAAAAGCUAUUACUUAGCGCUUAUUGCAUGUCAAGCAGUGUGC
Messenger RNA from Nycticebus coucang (slow loris), 1305 nucleotides. It is a transcript of the gene CTXN1, whose product is annotated as cortexin 1. NCBI's taxonomy places the organism in Eukaryota, Metazoa, Chordata, Mammalia, Primates, Lorisidae. The record is from RefSeq and is a predicted model, not a curated record. The coding region runs from base 230 to 478 and encodes 82 amino acids. The transcript has 2 exons.